AUGGAUACUGACGGAUUGCCACCCGUGUCGAGGCCUCCCAACGUCUCGGACUUCUAUAUCGGUGUAGAUGUCGGUACUGGCUCCGCCCGAGCUUGCAUUAUCGACCAGACGGGUGACAUCAAGGCCCUCUCAUCCAAAGACAUCCAAUUGUGGCAGCCCCAGACGGGAUACUAUGAACAAUCCACCACAGACAUAUGGCAGUGCAUUUGCGAAUGCGUUCGCCAGGUUGUCAGCGAAUCCAACGUCGACCCCAGUCACAUCAAGGGCAUCGGCUUCGACGCUACCUGUUCGCUGGCUGUUUUCUCCACUGACGCCGAUAAGCCUGUUACCGUCACUGGCCCAGGUUUUGCCAAUGAUGGAUCAGACCGCAACGUCAUUCUCUGGCUCGAUCAUCGACCGGUCGAAGAGACCGAGUUGAUCAAUAGCACCAAGCACAAGCUUCUCAAGUACGUUGGCGGUAAAAUGAGCAUCGAGAUGGAAAUCCCCAAGAUACUCUGGCUCAAGAACCACAUGCCAUCGGAUCAGUUCGCUCGCUGCAAGUUCUACGAUUUGGGCGACGCUCUUACUCACCUGGCUACUGGUGGCGAGGCCCGCAGCUUCUGCAGCACUGUUUGCAAGCAAGGCUACGUCCCUAUCGGCGUCGACGAUAGCGACAAGGGCUGGCAGCAAGACUUUUUUGAAACCAUUGGCCUCGGCGACUUGUCCAAGGACAACUUUGAGAGAAUGGGUGGCGUCCACGGCGUGAAUGGCAGAUACUUUAGCGCUGGUGAAUCAGUUGGCACGUUGAGCCGUCAGGCUGCGUAUCAGCUCGGACUUCCCAUGGGUAUUGCCGUUGGAAGCGGCGUCAUUGAUGCCUACGCAGGCUGGAUCGGCACCGUGGGAGCCAAGGUCGACCUAGGCGACGACGAACUCAACGCAAACGUACCUCACAACGAUCUCUCGCAAGCCUUUACUCGACUGGCUGCUGUUGCCGGCACCUCAACCUGCCACCUCGCCAUGUCCAGAGAACCCGUCUUCGUGCCCGGCGUGUGGGGCCCUUACCGAGAUGUCCUGCUCCCGGGUUACUGGCUCGCCGAGGGUGGUCAGUCGGCCACUGGAGAGCUGCUCCGUCACAUGUUGGAUAUACACCCCGCCCACAACGAGACCACCGCACUGGCCAAGGCCGAGAGCAAGUUCCUCUACGAUUACCUGAACUGUCACCUCGAGCAAAUGGUGGAAAAGCAGAAUGCUCCAGGCAUCCCCUACCUCGGCCGGCACUACUUCUUCUACGGCGACCUGUGGGGCAACCGGUCUCCCGUCGCGGACCCCAACAUGAAGGGAACCAUGAUUGGGCUCGAUAACGACAAGAGCACGGACAACAUGGCCCUGUGGUAUUAUGCUACCAUGGAGUUUAUCGCCAUGCAGACCCGCCAAAUCAUUGAACAGAUGAACAAGUCGGGGCACGAGAUUUCGUCCAUCUUCAUGUCGGGUUCGCAGUGCCAGAAUCCAGUCUUGAUGAACCUGCUUGCCACAACUUGCAACAUGCCAGUGUUGAUUCCGCAAUAUGUCCACGCCGCCGUCGUCCACGGCGCGGCUAUGCUUGGUGCCAAAGCAGCCAGUCACAACCGAGAUGACGGCUCCGAACCCGAGAGCCUGUGGAGCAUCAUGGACCGCAUGAGCAAGCGAGGCCGAUUGGUGGAGCCAGGUACCGACCAAGGCGAAAAGGCACUGCUCGACGCCAAGUACGAGAUUUUCCUCGACAUGUGCCAGUCGCAACAGUCGUACCGAAACAAGGUUGACAAGGCUGUCGAGAAGUGGGGUGCCGAAUUCGGCGGGUGA
Messenger RNA from Ustilaginoidea virens, 1818 nucleotides. RefSeq lists its product as uncharacterized. NCBI's taxonomy places the organism in Eukaryota, Fungi, Ascomycota, Sordariomycetes, Hypocreales, Clavicipitaceae. Gene Ontology annotation, molecular function: kinase activity; phosphotransferase activity, alcohol group as acceptor. The record is from RefSeq and is a predicted model, not a curated record. Bases 1 to 1818 code for a protein of 605 amino acids. Gene Ontology annotation, biological process: carbohydrate metabolic process. The transcript is spliced from 4 exons.